AUGUACGCCUCCAAGAUCUUCCUCGGCCUCAUCGCCACCGUCUCGGCCAUCGAUAUCUACGGCUACAAGAACAACGAAAAGUGCGGCGGCGGCGACUACAUCGUCUGCACAAACGCCAACCCAAAUGACUGCUGCGUCCGCUCCUCUGGUGACACCUUCCGCAGCAUCGGCUUCCGCGCCAUCCCAACCAACUGGAGGAUCAUCGGCCGCGCCUUCAGCGGCGGCGACUGCAAGAACGUCAAGUACGUCGCCCAGUCCAACGGCGCGCAGAAUGUCUGCUGCGGCGGGAGCACCUACUCUGGCGGCAACUAUGUGUUUGCUUCCAAGAAGCGCGAUGAGAGCGCCACUGAGGAUGGCACCUGCGCCGCUUCUGCCGGGGGCUGCACUUCCGUUGCGAAGGGCAACUUGAUGGUCUUUGAGAACGGACCCAAGUAUAACAUGACUGGUCUUGAUGAUGCUCUUUACACUGAACUGUGUCCUUCAUCUUCAUGGAUCGAAACUCCUCUUGUCCCCCUUCCCAGCCCUUUCAUUGUCACAUUUACUAACGUCUUUGUCACCAACAGUAUCUCUAUCUGGGAGAACGGCGGAAGCUCGGAUGAGAUCCCUGCCAAGUUCGAUGCCUACAAGUUUGAGUAG
This is a messenger RNA of Colletotrichum tamarilloi, 636 nucleotides long. RefSeq lists its product as uncharacterized. The coding region runs from base 1 to 636 and encodes 211 amino acids. The transcript has 2 exons. NCBI's taxonomy places the organism in Eukaryota, Fungi, Ascomycota, Sordariomycetes, Glomerellales, Glomerellaceae. The record is from RefSeq and is a predicted model, not a curated record.